AUGGGCUCCUGCUUGAUCUUGGCGGAUCCCAUUCGGCAUGUCCUUCAGGACAAUGAAAUGUGGCAUGCUCCCAUGUACAUUUCGAACUGCCCAGUCCGAGCCUUACAGCAACCCAUCCGAGCUUGUUCUCAAUCUUCCGAUUGUGGGGCACAUGAUUAUGGAGGGGGGUUCUUUGCGGAUGAAGCUGGAACUGACUGCUUUACUUGUUGGGACAAUGGAAUGUGCAGCGAGGGCGCGGAGACCUUUCGUUGCCUUUCGACCAUUGGCUGGGUGGUUACCAUCUUUUGCAGCUACAUUGGUUUUGCUCUUUUCUUUACAGGUGUCUUGUGGAAUUAUGAUUUAGUCACCAAGAUUAGGAGGAAGUGGAAAGCCUUGACCUCAUCCUAA
This is a messenger RNA of Cylindrotheca closterium, 387 nucleotides long. The record is from the annotation of a GenBank genome assembly. Lineage: Eukaryota; Bacillariophyta; Bacillariophyceae; Bacillariales; Bacillariaceae.